AGAGAGAGAGAGAGAGAAGCUGAGGGCUCAGAGAGAAGCCGUGAGAACAGAAGGCGAGCAACAGGGUCGUGGAGAGAAAAGGGAAGAAAGUAGAGAAAAUUUAAAAAAUAAAAGAGCAAGUUGGAAAAACAGUUAGAUGAUCGACUCUGAAAAACUAAACCAGAGAGAGAAAACAAAGUGGUGGUCACGAUGAAGCUGUGGAGUCGCGUCUGCCUCCUCGUUCUCGCAGUCGCUGCGAUGUCCCGAGGACAACGAGCAACUUCUGAUUCACCGCGUGACAAGGAGAGUGAAGGUUCCUCUUCGCCCUCGACUCAGUCCCCGACGUCCGGCUUUUUGAAUCGCACUGAAAUGAACGGAACCCGCUCGACGCCGCCCGACCCAAAGACUCACAUGUCCACCACAGUCAACACGACUUUGGGAGAACCCAGGAAGACGGACGCAGAUGACCGCAGCAGUACGUUCAGGGCCACAGAGGAAGGCGCUGGCAGGACGUCGGCCCCGCCGCCGACCGCCGUUGUCGCCGUGACGGACGGUGCUGCCGUUGGCAGGACCACGGUUCCUAUGGCAACAGCAGCGACCUCACCAAUGCCAGUGACGAUUGAAGACAGGAGCAGUUUGUCAUGGGGUUACGUGAUCCUGGUAUUGAUCAUCUUGGUGAUCAUUGCGCUGUGUGUCAUCCUCUACUUUCUCAGGAGAACCUCCAGGACAUACUCGUUUGACCUUCAUCGUCCAAAUCCAAACGUCAAUCAAUUCAGCGAACCAACCGGCACCUUUGAACCCGUCUACCUGGACGACCUCGAUCAACCGGCCCCCAAGGAUCAAGUGACCAUCAGCGAACAGCCAGUGGCCAACGGCACAAGUCUUCAGUCAGAGGAAAAGGCCGGCAAUGGAGAGAACGCUGCACAGGAGUCGCCGGACGCAAACGGCCCGGAGACGUCGCCCACCGGCGACUCUGGAGCCUCGGGCGGCGACGACCCGGCUGACAAGACGUCCGACCCUUCGAGCUGCACAAACCUGUUCUUCGAUGACACGGGGGAGACGCAGCAGAACGAAAACAACAACAACCCAUCGGUUUGUUCCAGUGAUCCGUUCGUUGACGUCAACCUGGACGAGCCGGCGUGGUGCGACCAGCUCCUCGCCGCUCCUGAAGCGGCCUCCUCCGUCCUCCCCUUCUCUCCGUUCUCCUUCUCCUCCACCUCCUCCACCUCCUCCUCUUAGCACCUUCAGCGAGGAGCCCCGAGAUCAAGGCGGAGGCAGGGGCCGGGUCUCUCAAACACCAGGACGUCCCAUUCUUCCCGUGUCACUUCCCUUCUGCUGCCAGCUAGCUCGAAUUGUUUGGGCCCAAACGGCGCAUCGACCUCGAGCGAGCUGGAGGCGACUCGUCGUGGUGCGUGUGAUGUGUUGUCCAUUUCAAAGUGACAAGUGUACCGAGGUCAUUGGAUUUGAAACGGAGCUUUCUUUCUAAACCAAUAAACAGUCAGCUCAGGUAGCCUGGAUGAACCAUUAGCUAGCUAACAAGUUAGCUGGAUGACUCGGUUCUUUGUCACCUCCAACGGUUUUUGAGGAGAAGUGGCCCCCCGCCCCUCUUGACAGGCCCCCGACCCUGAACUAGAUCCGGGUCCAUUUUCUUUUGUCUCUUUGUGACACUCUUGUUCUGUCGCACGUCCCUUCGGCUGUUUUGUGUCGGGGGUCAUGCAUUUUGCCAGCAAACUCUUUUUAAAAUCUGUCUUCUGUAACUCUGUGGUGUGACUCUGCAAUUUCAGUGUUUCACAAAUAAAACAUUUAACAUUU
Molecule: messenger RNA, 1791 nt
Organism: Scophthalmus maximus (turbot)
Lineage: Eukaryota; Metazoa; Chordata; Actinopteri; Pleuronectiformes; Scophthalmidae
Exons: 10
Coding region: 190-1218 (342 amino acids)
Source: RefSeq, a predicted model, not a curated record